Messenger RNA from Prunus armeniaca (apricot), 3675 nucleotides. The record is from the annotation of a GenBank genome assembly. NCBI's taxonomy places the organism in Eukaryota, Viridiplantae, Streptophyta, Magnoliopsida, Rosales, Rosaceae.
AUGUCAGACUCAGUAAAUCAUAACUCAAUUCAAACUCUCACUGGCUCAAAUUAUAAGAAAUGGAUAGAAGAUGUGGAAAUUGCUCUUGGACUUCUGGAUUAUGAAAUGGUUCUGACUAAUGAAGCUUUAGCAGUGCCUGCAAAUGAGGCAUCUACUGAGACUAAGGCAAAAUAUGCAAAGUGGAUUAAGGCCAACAAAAUGGCAAUUCUGAUCAUGAGGAGGUCUACUUCAGAAGAAGUUAGAGGCAGUAUUACUGAAACUGAGAAUGCUAAGGAGUUCAUUGAAGCUAUUGAAGAAAAUUUCCAAGGAUCCAAGAAAGCUGAAGUAGGCACACUUAUGAGCCAACUGACAAAUAUGAAAUACAAUGGAGAAGGCUACAUAAGGACCCACAUUUUGAACAUGGUUGAGACAGGAAACAAGUUGAAAGCCUUGAAAGUCAAUGUAGAUGAAACCAUGAUGGUGCACUUCACCAUUAACUCUCUACCUAGCAUUGAUAGACAAUUGAAAACUACUUAUAUUGCUCAGAAGGAGAUACGGUCAGUUGCUAAUUUGAUAGGUAUAUGUGUGCAGGAAGAACAAAGUAUUAGAAAGGACAAAGGCAAAGAACAAGUGUAUUUGGUGCAGGAUGCUAAAUUCAAACCAAAGGAAUGGACCGAAAACAAGAAUGCAGAUAAGCAGCAAAGGAAAGAUGAGACUGCAAAGGGCAUGGGUCCAGUAGGUUUGAAGUGUUUCUUGUGCAAGAAAUUUGGACACUUGAAGAGAGACUGCAAAAGAUACAAACAUUGGUUGGACAAGCAAAAGGGAAAAGACAGUGGUGCAACAAUUCAUGUGACUAACUUUUUGCAGGGAUUCAAAACAAAGAGGGUGCCAAACAAGGAUGACUUGAAGGUGUUCGUGGGAAAUGGAGAGAGAGUUAGCGUAGAUUUUGUUGGUUUAGCUAGUCUUGAGUUGGAGUCAGGAUUUAUUUUGGAAUUUGUUGAUGUCGUUUAUGUUCCUUCUAUGACAAGAAACCUGUUAUCAGUUAGCAAGCUUGUAAAAUCAAACUUACAGUUUGAGUUUGAUGAGUCUAGUUUCUCCAUUUUCAGAAAUAAAAGUUUUAUUGGUAAUGAAUUGUUGAUUGAUGGAAUGUUUCGUUUGAAGUGCAAAUUGCCAAAUCAAACUACAGAGAUGAUAACUGUGAUAAGCUCAAAACAGUCUUGUAAUACAGAAUCAUUCACAUUGUGGCAUAAGAGACUUGGACAUGUCUCGAAAGAAAGAAUGAAUCUCUUAAGCAUAGAAUCAAUUCUUCCACCACUUAACCACCAUGAAAAGGAUAAAACAUGUAUUGAAUGUGCAAAAGGAAAAUUGACAAAUCUCAUAAAGAAAGGAGCAAUAAGGAGUGAGAAACUGCUUGAAAUAAUACACAUAGAUAUUUGUGGUCCUUUUCCAGUCGACACACAUGAUGGUUUUAGGUAUUUUAUUACCUUUACUGAUGAUUUUUCAAGAUAUGGAUAUGCGUAUCUGAUAAUAGAAAAAUCCAAGGCACUGGAAAUGUUUAAAAUCUACAAAGCAGAAGUGGAAAACCAGCUGUAUUCCAAGAUAAAGGUUCAAGAGGGCAUCAUUGCACAAUAUACAAAUCCCGGAACACCACAACAUAAUGGUGUUUCAGAAACAAGAAAUAGAACCUUAAUAGAGAUGGUGAGGAGCAUGAUGUGCUGUGCAAAGCUUCCUACUUUCCUAUGGGGAGAAGCCUUAAAAAGUGCAAACUACCUUGUCAAUAAAGUACCUACCAAAACUACAAACAAGAUACCCUACGAAAUCUGGUGCAAAAGAAAGCCUAGUUUAGCUCAUCUAAAGACCUGGGGAUGCAAGGCAGAGGCAAAAUUGUAUAAUCCAAUGCAAAAGAAGCUUGAUUCCAAAACUGUGAGCUGUUUCUUCAUAGGAUAUCCAGAUAUGACAAAAGGUUACAGGUUUUAUUGUCCUAAACAUGACACAAGAUUUGUGGAAACACAAAGUGCAAUCUUCAUUGAGGAAGAAGAUGGAGGAUCAGACGAUGCAGAUUUUGAUUUUGAUGAAGUCUUGGAAGAUAAGGAAACUCCAGAUGAAAACCAAAUGAGAGAUGUAACUGUUUUAGCUUUUGAUGAAUUGGAAGAAAACCAAGCCUCUCUAAUGCAUGAAGAAAGAAAUAAUGAAGAAGGUCAAGUGACAGAAAACCAACAAAUUGCAGUAGAAGAAAUGCAGACAGAUCAACCAGUACAAGUUCCAAACUCACAACUCAGGAGAUCACAAAGGCCUAAGAGGCCGGCCUUGUCAAAUGACUAUUUUGUUUACCUACAAAAAUCUAAUCAUGACAUCAACACUGAAGAAUAUCCUGCAACUUUCAAGCAGGCCAUGGAAAGUAGCAAAUGCACACAGUGGUCUAUAGCCAUGGAAUCUGAGCUAGAAUCAAUGAGCAAAAAUGGGGUAUGGAGACUAGUUGGUUUACCACCAGGAUGUAAACCUAUAGGAAGCAAGUGGAUUUACAAAACCAAAAGAAAUGCACAAGGACAAAUAGACAGGUACAAAGUCAGACUAGUGGCAAAAGGGGAAGAGAAUUUAGUGAGUAGGUUGCAGAAAUUGAUAUAUGGUCUAAAACAGGCAUCAAGACAAUGGUAUCUCAAGUUUGAUGAAGUUGUUAAGUCCCAAGACUUCAUUGAUAAUCCAUUGGAUGAAUGUAUCUAUAUGAAAUUCAAUGGAAGGAAUUUCAUUUUCAUGCUGCUAUAUGUGGAUGACAUUCUUUUAGCCAGUAGCAAUUUGUCUAUGCUGCAUGACACUAAAAGAAUGCUAUCAAAUCAUUUCGAUAUAAGUGAUCUGGGGGAGGCAAACUACGUUUUGGGAAUUGAGAUAAGCAGGGACAGAGAAAGAAAGAUGAUUGGUUUAUGCCAGAAGGCAUAUAUUGAGAAAGUGCUUAAGAGGUUCAAUAUGGGCAACUGCACAGGAUGUGAUGUUCCCUUCUCGAAAGGUGACAAAUUGAGCAGUGAACAAUCCCCUAAAACUGAGCAAGAGAGACUAGAGAUGAAGGACAAGCCUUAUGCAUCAUUAGUAGGAAGCUUGAUGUAUGCACAAGUCUGCACUAGACCAGACUUGGCAUUCUGCAUAAGUGUUCUUAGCAUAUUUCAAUCUAACCCAGGCCAAGCACAUUGGAUUGCAGGCAAGAAGGUUGAAAGUUUGCAGCUGGAAGGAUAUGCAAAUGCAGACUUUGCAGGAUGUCAGGACACUAAGAAAUGCACAUCAGGAGUUGUUUUUCUAUUUGCAGGAGCUGCAGUGGCAUGGAAAAGCAUGAAACAGCAAUAUGUGUCAACCUCCACCAUGCAAGCAGAAUUCUUGGCAGUUUAUGAAGCCACUUCAAUGGCAAUGUGGCUUAAGAAUUUCAUGUCCAUGCUGAGAGUUGUGGAUUCAAUACAGAGGCCGAUUCAGUUAUGGAAUGACAAUACUGCAACAGUGUAUUUUGCACAAGGAAAUAAGAGAUCAUGUGGAAUGAGGCAUUUGCAUUUAAAGUUCUUAUUUGCGAAGGAAAAGAUUCGAGAUGGAGAGACUGCUCUAAGUCACAUUGGCACAAAUUUUAUGAUUGCAGACCCCUUGAAUCAAGGGUUGCCUAAUCAUAUUUUUCACAGACAUGUGGCAAGCAUGGGAUUGCAGUUCUGUUUUUAUACCUAA